Molecule: messenger RNA, 2532 nt
Organism: Scheffersomyces coipomensis
Lineage: Eukaryota; Fungi; Ascomycota; Pichiomycetes; Serinales; Debaryomycetaceae
Gene: PCL7
Product: Pcl7p
Exons: 1
Coding region: 1-2532 (843 amino acids)
Biological process (GO): regulation of cyclin-dependent protein serine/threonine kinase activity
Cellular component (GO): cyclin-dependent protein kinase holoenzyme complex; nucleus
Molecular function (GO): protein kinase binding; cyclin-dependent protein serine/threonine kinase regulator activity
Source: RefSeq, a predicted model, not a curated record
AUGAGUUCUCAAUAUAAGACAACGACAGCACAACUGCUCCUACCUGAAUCAACCACAACUUCAACCACCAUCAAUCCAUCAGAUCAUAAUAAUACAAAUCAUACCAAUACAAAUCCAUCUAAUCCUACUACUUCCAAUCCUCAAAAUCAACAUUAUCAAUCUCCAACUUCAAAUUCUCCCAAUACUUCCAAUGCAUCAUCAUUUCACGCUAAACCACAAAUAUCAAAUUUAACCAAGAAUUUAUUAUCAGCUGCAUCAACAACAUCAUCUUCAACAACAUCGAUCGGUAUACCAAAUAGUAACAAUAACAAUAAUAACAAUCAAGCAUAUGAUCAAUCAUUUCCAAAUUCAUUCAAACCUUCAUCAUCAUCUUCCAAUAAGUUUAUACCGACUGAUGGUAAUAAUAAUACUGGUGAUUUUCAACCUUUCCAACAUAAUAAUUUAAGUAAUAAUAAUUUCCAACCAUAUAAUACACCUCAAAAUAAUUCAUUGAAUUAUAUCCCAUCAAGUCAUAAUACUCCAACUGUGGUAAGUUCAUCAUAUACUUCAAAUCAUUCUUAUACUCCUUCAAUCCCAAAUACCAAUAAUUUCAUAUCUCAAAAUAGUUUCCAACCAGGUCUGCAACAACUGCAACCUCCAAGUCAAAUACCUCAACAACAACAACAACAACAAGAACAACAAUUACCAAAGCAAGGUUCAAGUUAUAAACCGGGAACAGUCAUUCCUCAUUCAAUCCCAACCACCAAUAUUUCAAUGGAUUCUGCUAAUUCGGUUUCAAAUCAUAAUUCAUUUGUAUCAGCUUCUUCAUCAUUCAAUCCUCCAAGUUUUGAUCCAAACCAAGGUAAUAGUUAUUCAUCCCAUUCAGUUUCAAUCCCAUCUCAACAUCAAGUAUCACAACCAUCUCAACCUCUUCAACAACUGUUUCAUCAAUUCCAACAUCAACAACAAAGAGUACCUAAUUCUUUUCCUGUCAAUGGUGGAUUUGGAAAUUCGUUUCAACAACAACAACUGCAGCAACAACAACAAAAUCAAUUUAUUAAUAGACCUCAAGUUACUAAUAAACAAUUGUCGGGUAGUAAUACUUCUACUUUAAGUAAUACUCCAACUGGUAAUAAUGAUAUUUAUUCAAGUUCAUCAUCAUCAAAACAAACUCGUCAACAACAACAACAACAACAACAACCACAACAGGUUCAAAAUAAUGUAUAUAAUCCACCUGAACCUGAUCAUUAUAUGUCAUAUUCCGAAUUUUAUUCAACUUUAUUACAAGAAAGUACCCGUAAUGCUGAAAAUUCUGCUGCUGCUGGUGAAUCAAGUUCAUCUCCAUCAUCAAACCUCUAUGAAGAACAUUUGAAUAUAUCGGAAUAUCCCGUCAAUGAUUUAAUUGUGAUGUUAUCAUGUUUAUUAACCAAGAUCAUUGAAGCUAAUGAUAAAUUACAUCCUAAUCAUUUUAAUAAUACGAUUGCGAUUAGACAACGAUUAAAAGAAGAGAAGAAAUUGAAGAAGUUACAAAAAAUCGAACUUAGAAAACUACGUAAAAGAGCCAGAAGAUUACAACGUCAACAAUUGGAACAAGAAUCUCAUAAACGUGAUUUAGAAGAAGAAGAUGAUGAUGAUGGAUUACAUAAUCGAGUUGAUGUCGAUGUUAUUGUGGUUGAAGAUGAAGAUGAAGAAGAUAAUAUCGAAGUUGAUCAAGAUGGAACCAAUAAUAAUAAUCAUCACCAUCAUGGUCAUCAUCAUCAAGAACAUAAUACUAUUGAGGUGGAUAAUGAUGAUCCUAUUGAAGUUGAUAAUGAAGAAUUCGACGAUGAUGAAGAUUUAGAUGAUGAUGAUGACGAAGAUAUCGAUAUUGAUGGUGAUGAAGAUCUCGAUGAUGAUGAAGAAGAUGAAAUGAAGAAUAAAUAUUUAGCCAAUGUUCUUGCCUUUCAUGGUACAAAUGUUCCUGGAAUCUCAUUACAUGCUUAUUUAGCGAGAGUUUUGAAAUAUUGUCCAGUUACUAAUGAUGUAUUUCUUUCAUUAUUAGUUUAUUUUGAUAGAAUUGCUAAAAAGGCAAAUAAUUUAAAUCAUCAAAAGAAUAAAAAUGGUAUGAGUAAUACUUCAUCAACCAUUAAUAAUGAAAUGAAUCCAAGUUCAGUCACAAGUUCCGAAAACAGUAAUAACAAUAAUAAUGAUCUGAAUGGUUCAGGAGAGAUUGAACAAUUAUUUGUCAUGGAUUCUUAUAAUAUUCACAGAUUGAUUAUAUCAGGUAUAACCGUAUCAUCUAAAUUUUUCAGUGAUAUCUUUUAUAAGAAUUUAAGAUAUGCUAAAGUUGGUGGAUUACCAUUAGAAGAAUUAAAUUAUUUAGAAUUACAAUUUUUAUUAUUAUUGGAUUUUAAAUUGAUGAUUUCAGUGGAAGAUUUACAAAAUUAUGGUGAUUUAUUAUUAAGAUUCUGGAAAAGAGAACAAAUCGCUAAUGAAUUAGUAAAUAAUAAUUCAUCAACCGCCGCUGCUGCUACCACAUCGAACAAUAACUCAGAAGUUAAAAAAGAGACAUAA